AUGGUCGAUAGAUUAAAAGACGACCCUCCGAUUUCCAUGGCAGAAAAUCUUUCCAUCGUGGCUGAUGUAUCUCUUGACGGUUCUUUAUAUUCCGAAGAAAAUGCAUGUGCUGCCGAUCUGGAUGGAGGGCCAUGCUUUUCGGGCAACAUGGGAGGUGGCUGUGGUAUUGAAUCAGAAAGAGGUUUAACUGGAGAUGUGCUUGGCAUUCUGGGUGGAGCGGGGGCCAUGCUUGGCAUUCUGGGUGGAGCGGGGGCCAUGCUUGGUAUCUUGGGUGGAGCGGGGGCCAUGCUUGGCAUCUUGGGUGGAGCAGGGGGUGGAGGCUGCGAAGGCAUUUUCUUUUCCAUUUUAGGCAAUACUUUCGAAGUUUCAGACCCGACUUUACGAAGGGUUGGCAUUCCGCCUUGGAAUAGUCCGCCAAGAGAAACAGGUGGGUGGUCUUCAAUGAUACUGUUUCCAGCAGAAGCUAUGCUGCUGGAAUUGGAGGCAACUGCGGAUCCAAUGGCUACUGUUGCCCCUUCAACAAUCGGAGCAGACCUGUCAUUCGUUUUUGUCUUUUUUAAUGAUUUUCCUUUUUCAAUUGACUUCAAAAGGGAACUAUUCAUUUUUGAAAAAAUGAAAAAAGACACUUAUGCCAUUUUAAUAAAAACAUCAUUGUUCUUGCACUUUAUCGUUCUCAAUCUCUUCAUUGUCACCUGCUUGUUUGCUGCGGCUACGUUUUCUUCUGCAGCAGAGGCUGAUAUCCAUAACUUCCAAUCUAAUGCCAAAGAUCUUCUUUCCAUAUUUAGCAGAUCAAUCUACAAGAAGCCAUCAGAUUUCAUUAGGGAGCUCCUUUCCAAUGCUGCAGAUGCCCUUAACAUUAAAAGAUUGUCAUCACUUACUCUUGGCGGAGGCUCCACCGAAGAAUACAAAGUUUCGGUGAUUUGCAACCCCAUCAAGAAGGAAUUGAUGUUCAUUGACACGGGAUGUGGUAUGGACGACGUAGAUAUGCGAGCAAAUCUUGGCACCUUUGCCAAAUCGGGAACCAAAGAAAAAAUGCAACAAAUAAAGGCAACAAAUUCCUCGACCCAUUCAGAGCUUAUUGGUCAAUUUGGACUUGGGUUCUAUUCUGCAUUUAUUGUUGCGGACACGGUUACUGUUGUUUCUAAAAAGCACUCUUCUGACGGUACAGCGCACAAAAAAUAUGUGUGGAAUUGCAAUAUUAACGAUGGAAAUUAUACGAUUAAAGAGAUUAAAGACGAUGACCCCUUGGAGCGAUCGUUUCCCAUCUCUAGUGGCACCAAGGUCAUCCUCCACAUUUCCGACGAAAGAUUGUUGAGAGACAUUUCAGAUGAACUUGCUGAUGAUGAGCAGGAAAAGCUUGACUUUCUUGAUCCCGAUUAUUUGAAAGAACUUAUCAUCGAGUAUUCUCAGUAUAUCUCAUACCCAAUCUAUUUGGUUUACAACAAAACAGUUACUUCUGAGGUUCCAUUGGACGUGGAAGAAGAAAAACCCUCAACACAUGAUGAGGAGAUUAAAGUUGAAGAAGAGGACGAUGAGUCAAAGGCCAAAAAGACCACCAAAACCGUCACAUCUGAAGAAGUUGUCACGGAAAAGCCUAUUUGGGCCGAUUCUUCCUCAAGUGUCACUGCUGAGCAGUAUAACACCUUUUACAAGACCACAUUUAAGGAAUCCUCUGAUCCCAUAAUACAUCAAAGAGGAUCUGGUAGCAUUUCGUUGAAAACAUCGGUGGACUUCCAAUACCUCAUUUACAUUCCAAAGACACCCUCAUUUCAGCCAUUUUCUGGCGAAGACAUCCCCAAGUUUCUCAAGCUUUAUGUGAAGAGAGUGUUUGUCACCGAUGAGUUUGGCGAAAUGUUUCCCAGAUACUUGUCAUUUAUUAGGGGGGUCGUUGAUGUAGAGGAUCUUCCAUUGAACGUGUCUCGUGAAAGUUUACAAGACCUUACGGCGCUCAAAUCGGUCUUCAAAUAUCUUGCUAACAAAGUGGUUGGGCUUAUUCACAGUCUGUCAAAGAACAUCACGGCGUACGAGCCGUUUUAUAAGCAAUAUUCUGGCCACAUCAAGCUGGGUAUCAUUGUUGAGAAGGAUCAAAAACGCAAGGAUUCCCUGGUGCCUUUGUUGCACUUUAAGUCGUCCCAUAAUGUUAGCGGUGUCUUUCUGGAUGAAUAUAUCUCAAGAAUGCCAGAAAUGCAGACCGAAAUAUACUUUGUCACCGGCAGUUCGGUCAAAGAAAUGCGAAAGCUUCCCCAAAUUGAGAUGGCCAUAAAGAAGGGCUAUGAAGUGCUGUAUUUGGAUGAGUCCUUUGACGAAUACUUGGUCCAGGCCACUCCCACCUAUAAAGGAAAAGUUCUCCGCAAUCUUGCCAAAUCGGGCGUCAAUCUUUCUGACGAGUCUGAAAAGCAGAAGCUAGAAGAAGCUCAAAAGAGGUUCAAGCCAUUGACUGCUCAUAUGCAGAAGCUUUUUGCAUCCACCAUCGAAAAGGUGGUUGUAUCCGGUAAUCUCGACCGUUCUCCCGUUGCCAUUAGUGCCUCUGCCAAUGGAAUUUCUCCGCAAAUGGAAAAGCUUUUAAAGGCAAACAAGAACGAUUUUAUGGCCCAAUACUAUUUGGGGCAAAAAAAGAUUCUUGAGAUCAAUCCGGAGCAUCCUUUAAUCCAGUCAAUGUUGGAUGAUGUCGUUUCCGCCUCAGAGCCCGUCGAAGAGUCGGACAAGAAUAUGAAGUUGCUCUACUACUCCGCCCUCUUGCAUUCCGGGUACGAAAUAUCCAAUCCUGCCGAGUUUUCCCAGGCAAUUGAAGACAUGCUGCGUUCCAAAUAUGGACUGAGCUCUACAAGCAAACGUGAGGAAACCCAGGAGGAUUUAUUUUCUCAAAAGGAAAAUCCCAUGUUUUCGUUCCCAAAUAUGGAGGAUUUUGGCUUAAAUUCGGAAGAGGCCGCAGAAGCCAACCUUGACGAGAAAAUGGCUGCUGAGUAUG
Mitosporidium daphniae is the source of this 2968-nucleotide messenger RNA. RefSeq names its product putative endoplasmin/endoplasmic reticulum glucose-regulated protein Grp94. The record is from RefSeq and is a predicted model, not a curated record. The annotation marks the transcript as partial. Gene Ontology annotation, molecular function: ATP-dependent protein folding chaperone; ATP binding; ATP hydrolysis activity. Gene Ontology annotation, biological process: protein folding. The transcript is spliced from 4 exons. Lineage: Eukaryota; Fungi; Microsporidia.